AUGGAGACACUACGAGGGUUAUUUGCAAAGCCGGAUCCUCAGCAGCAGGUUCGAAAAUGCAACGCCCUGAUUCGACAAAACAUCCGCAAACUCGACCGUGACAUCGUGCAGGUGCGACAGGUCGAGGCCAAGACCAAGAACCUGAUCCAGCAGGCCGACCGGCGAGCGCAGCGGGACCCAUCGCGGGCAAAGCAGGCGCAGAAGGAGGUGCGUGACUUCGCUCGCGAGCUGAUCCGCGUGCGCAGGACGUCGGCCCGGCUGGUGACGUCCAAGGCGCAGUUGAACAGCGUGCAGAUGCAGGUCAACGAGGCCUUUGCGGUGCGCAAGAUUGAGGGCUCGAUCCGCGCCAGUGUCGGGGUCAUGAAGGAUGUCAACUCGCUCAUCCGCCUCCCCGAGCUGUCGAGUACCAUGCAGGAGCUCAGUGUCGAGCUGAUGAAGGCCGGCAUCAUCGAGGAGAUGGUCGGCGACACCCUGCCCGAGGACGACGACAUGCUCUUCGAGGGUGGCGAGGAGGAAGGCGAGGGCGAGAUCGACAAGGUUCUCGGCGAGAUUCUCAGGGACAGGAACGCCACCGCUGCCAAGCUACCGGCUGCCCCCGUGCCCGAACCCCAGAAGCCCGUCGUCGCUACACAGCCUGCUCAGCAUGUGGAGGAAGAGGAAGAGGAGGAUGCUGAUGCUCUCAUGGAUCAGAUGAGGGAUCGACUCGAGGCGCUAAGGAGCUAG
Messenger RNA from Geosmithia morbida, 723 nucleotides. RefSeq names its product charged multivesicular body protein 3. Bases 1 to 723 code for a protein of 240 amino acids. Gene Ontology annotation, cellular component: multivesicular body; ESCRT III complex. The transcript is spliced from 2 exons. Lineage: Eukaryota; Fungi; Ascomycota; Sordariomycetes; Hypocreales; Bionectriaceae. The record is from RefSeq and is a predicted model, not a curated record. Gene Ontology annotation, biological process: late endosome to vacuole transport; endosome transport via multivesicular body sorting pathway; protein transport.